This is a messenger RNA of Selaginella moellendorffii, 339 nucleotides long. RefSeq lists its product as uncharacterized. Lineage: Eukaryota; Viridiplantae; Streptophyta; Lycopodiopsida; Selaginellales; Selaginellaceae. The record is from RefSeq and is a predicted model, not a curated record. The transcript has 3 exons. Bases 1 to 339 code for a protein of 112 amino acids.
AUGGAUCUACCCUCACUUAUGCUGACAAUUGCCUUGGCUGCCCCUAUCCAGCUCCUUUUCCACCAAGAACAAGCUCCUCCUACUCUUGCUGCCCAUCCUCACAUUCAGCCGGAGUUCUUUCGUGGGAAUCAUGGGGAUGAUAUGAACCAUUGGUUUGAUCACUUCAUGACAUUUUCAAACACGCAUUUGGACAUGCCAAGCCUUAGCUACCACGAGACUCUCAUGUCAUGCUCACCCUUGAGCACAAGUAGUGAGCUAAAUGAGGCAAAGAGGGCCAAGGCCGGUGUUGAAGCCGGCCUUGUGAGGCUAUUGGUGGGAUACAUUGGGAUGUUGGAGUAG